Salvia splendens (bonfire salvia) is the source of this 798-nucleotide messenger RNA. RefSeq lists its product as uncharacterized. The transcript is spliced from 3 exons. The record is from RefSeq and is a predicted model, not a curated record. Bases 1 to 798 code for a protein of 265 amino acids. Gene Ontology annotation, molecular function: nucleic acid binding; zinc ion binding. NCBI's taxonomy places the organism in Eukaryota, Viridiplantae, Streptophyta, Magnoliopsida, Lamiales, Lamiaceae.
AUGAACCCUGAACGCCGUGAAGCGCUUACUUGGGAGAUAUUCAAGGAAGAGGUGUACAAUAAGUACGUUCCCAUGAGCUAUAGGCGAGCAAAGGUAGUUGAAUUCCAUACUUUAAAGCAAGGGAAUAUGACGGUGACAGAGUACGACCGUGCACUAUGUGAAAUUACUCGAUAUGCUCCCGAGUUGGUGGAUACAGAUGAGAAAAUGGCAGAAAAGUUUCGUGCUGACGUGGAAGAAGCGUUGCCUAAGGAGACGACAGUAGCAAAUACUACACCAGUGCCACUUCAACAACAUAAUUUCAGAGAUAAGAGGAAAUGGGAUGGAGAUCGGACUCCAUAUGAUAACAAGAGGCAGCAACCCAUCAGAAACCCACCGCAAUAUGGAGGUAGGAAGAGUGCUCCCUAUCAGAGGGGUGACUUCCGGCCUAGAGCCCCCCAGUGUGCUAAGUGCUUUAAGAACCAUUUUGGGGAGUGCAGAGAAAAGAGCAAUAAAUGCUACACUUGUGGUGGAAAUGGCCACUUCUCAAGAGAAUGCCCGAGUAAGAUUAUGGGGAUGGGAGCAGGACAGAACAAUCAAGGGUUCCGUCCGCAAGUGCGGGCACUACAAGCCGAACCGAGGGGAUACUUACCCGCACCACAGCAGCAGCAGCAACAACGUCGUCAAGGACUUCCCACUCAGGCAAGGGCAUAUGCUUUAAAAGGGAAACAGCCGACGAACCAGCAAGGGAAUCAAGAGCAAGGAAACUUGGCAGGAUGGGAAAGUGAUUGCGUAUGCAUCAAGGCAGUUGCGGCCGCAUGA